This is a messenger RNA of Brassica rapa (field mustard), 2668 nucleotides long. Its product is annotated as serine/threonine-protein kinase tricorner. Gene Ontology annotation, biological process: protein phosphorylation. NCBI's taxonomy places the organism in Eukaryota, Viridiplantae, Streptophyta, Magnoliopsida, Brassicales, Brassicaceae. Gene Ontology annotation, molecular function: ATP binding; protein serine/threonine kinase activity. The record is from RefSeq and is a predicted model, not a curated record.
UAUAUAUUUUAAUAUAAUUUAAAAUAAAAAAUAUUUUCUCUUAAUUUUAUUUUUAAUUAAAUCAAAUUUAUAUUAAAAUAUUGGUAAAAAAUUUAUAAAACCUAUAAUAUUAGUAAAAUUUUAUUGCUGUACAUGGUAUAGAAAAACACCUAGUUUAUAAUAUAUUUGAACAGUGAAACUUAAAAUAUAAAGUUAAUUUGAAGUAUGGAAACUCCUAAUACAAUGGACUAGCGUUAAGAAAAAUAAAGUGAAUACUUUUUUCCUUACUGUAUAUUACAGCUUUUUAACUAACAACUUUUUAUGCAUUUUAUGGAAAUGUGAUAAGCAUAAAUCUUUUUUUUUUUUGAAAAGGAACAUAAAUCCAAGGUAAGAGGAAAAAAAAAGAAGCAAAAAUAGAUUUCCAAGUUUCCAAGUUUGUCAGAAAAUAAAAAUACAUUUCAUCAUCCACUAUUAGUUAUCUACGUGUCAGGUCAUGAUUUGUGGAAUGCUUUUAAAAUUUAGCUUACUAUAUUUUUCUUGAAUAGCAAAAAUAGAAAAAACCAAUAGAAUUCGAGGUAAUUCACUGUUUCCAAAUUUUCUGAAAUCCAAACUUGUACAUUCUGUGUUUUGAUCGAUGGAGAAGAGAGACCUUUUUUCACAGAUGAUUGCAGGAGAAAUGAUAAAGUGUCUCUGCAUUUAGAGAAAGAGAGAGAGAGAGGGAGGGAAAGGAUUUGUUUUAUUUUUGUGUUCUUGGGAGAGAAGAAAAGAUGGAGAGUUUCAGUGAAACGGAUCACGAGGAGGUGGCGGCGAAGAUGACGUCGGAGGUGGGCGAGAAUUUUGAGGAUGAAGGGUUGGUUUCGAACUCGACAUUGGAGAAAGUUGCUGCAGCGAAGAAGUAUAUAGAGGACCAUUACAACAAACGCAUGAGACACAUCCAGCAACGUAAAGAAAGGCGUUUGGUGCUAGAACAAAAGAUAGCAUCUUUAGAUGUAUCAGAGAAAGAACAACUCGAGUUGCUUGAGGAUUUGCAGAGGAAAGAGACUGAGUAUACUAGGUUGAUGAGGAACAGGCUCUGCGUUGAUGAUUUUGAUCUUCUCAGUAUUAUUGGUAGAGGAGCUUUCGGCGAGGUAAGGCUAUGCCGUGAGAAAAAGACUGGCAACAUUUACGCCAUGAAGAAGCUGAAGAAGUCUGAAAUGCUUAGUAGGGGGCAAGUUGAGCAUGUUAGAUCUGAGAGGAACUUGCUAGCAGAAGUUGCUAGUGACUGUAUUGUGAAGCUUUACUAUUCGUUCCAAGAUCCAGAAUACUUGUACCUUAUCAUGGAGUAUUUGUCCGGUGGUGAUGUGAUGACUUUGCUUAUGAGGGAAGAGACUUUGACUGAGACCGUCGCUCGGUUUUACAUUGCACAAAGUAUUUUGGCUAUUGAGUCCAUACAUAAACAUAACUAUGUUCACAGGGAUAUAAAACCAGACAAUCUUCUGUUGGACAAGCAUGGUCAUAUGAAGCUGUCAGAUUUUGGUCUUUGUAAGCCUCUCGAUUGUAGAAACAUUUCGGCCAUGAACGUAAAUGAGCCUUUGAAUGAUGAGAAUACAAAUGAAUCAAUCGAUGAUGAUGAGAACUGCUCAAUAGGACGCCGUGGAAGGCGUUGGAAGAGCCCAUUGGAACAGCUGCAGCAUUGGCAGAUAAACAGAAGAAAACUGGCAUAUUCAACUGUUGGUACCCCUGAUUAUAUUGCUCCUGAAGUGUUGCUGAAGAAGGGAUAUGGUGUAGAGUGUGACUGGUGGUCUUUGGGAGCCAUUAUGUAUGAGAUGCUCGUUGGUUAUCCCCCAUUCUACUCAGAUGACCCCGUGACAACAUGUAGAAAGAUCGUGAGCUGGAGAACUCAACUUGUAUUCCCAGAUGAUGCAAGGUUGACACCUGAGGCACGAGAUCUCAUUUGCAGCUUGCUUUGCGAUUCUGAUCAUAGGCUUGGUUCUCAUGGAGCCGGAGCUGAGCAAAUCAAAGCUCAUCCUUGGUUCAAAGAUGUGGAAUGGGAAAAGCUAUAUGAGAUGGAUGCAGCUUUCAAGCCAGUAGUCAAUGGAGAGCUUGAUACCCAGAAUUUCAUGAAAUUCGAUGAGGUGGAUUGUCCAAAACCAACAAGAACAGGAUCUGGACCUUCAUGGAAGGUGAGCAUAACCCCUCAAAAUAUCAAUUUUGUGGGAUAUACAUACAGAAACUUUGACGCUGUCCGUAGCUCUCGCCAUUCUUUAGAUAUCAAAGGAAGCCUUUCGCCACCACGCUCAUCAACUGACUCCACCCGAAGUGACUCUGCCAUUGAUUACGCACUACUCUCUACCGUUGAUGCUUCACAACAAUGACUCAAUCUAAGUCAUCAUCUUCUUCUUCUUCUACAAAACAUUCCUCUGCAACUUUUGUGUGUUUCUUGAUCCAUUGAACUUUAUUUUCUUUGGCAAUGUACAGUCAAUAAUUGCUUGCAAUUGCAUAGGGAAGAGAAGAUCCUGAGGAAUCUUUCUCUUUCAGCAGCUUCUGUUUUGCCUUUUGUUUUUAUUUCGUGGCGAUUUAUUUUAUAUGCCCAGAAAUGGCCGUUCAUGUAUUUUUCUUGUACGGCCGUUUUCCUUGUGGCAGUUUCUUUCCCGCCAUUGUGUUUACUGUUAUUGUUAGCAAUAUCCAAACACCAGUUUGAUCAUCUUCC